CACGCAUGUGCCAUACCUGCACAACCGAACGUGAUCGUUGCGUUUAGCCGCGCCUACAACCCAUGUGAUUGGUCGGUACUGACAGGCAUGUGCAAUAACCUUGCAGGGGAUGGUCAGGUCAAAGGGCGUUGCCAUGAUGCUGCGUUGUACCCUGAAGCCAUGGAGUACACAGGCAGUAGCUACAUCGGAGACUAUCACAAUGGCAGGAUGGAGGGCAAAGGGGUGUAUACCCUGCCAACAGAAACAAGAUAUGAGGGAGGAAUGAAAGAUGGCAUGUUUCAUGGCUACGGAACCCUUUACUUUCCAAAUGGAGGCAAAUAUGUCGCCACCUGGGACAGAGGUGCCGUAAUACAGGGUAACUAUAUAUUUGCAGAUGGAUUGGAAUAUGAAGGAGACGACUGGAUGUAUUGUGAUCACUAUGACAGACGCUUUUACACUGAAAUAUGUCAUGGAUUGAAACCAGCAGGUCGAUCUCAACUCACAAAUCUGGAUCCACCUAGGACAAUUCCAGAAGGACAUUAUGAUUGUGGUGAUGGCUUUUAUAAUCCAUUAACCAGAGUAAUCACCGGUUAUGAUGGUGAAUUUCUUCGUAAUGCUGAUGAUGAUGAGCAUGAAUGGAUAGUCCGGACCUGUCGGAAGGGUUGGGAUCAGAUAACGGGAUACAGGCCUGAACUGCACCAGCAACAGCUACCCAGAUACCCUUCAUGAUUGGGGUUGAACAUAUGGUACCCAUGAUAAUGCCUCACUGUAUCCUCAUUCCUUUGGUGUUAUACAACAAAAACUAAAGAUGUUGCUUAAUUUAAGUGCUUCUCACACGCUAUCUUUUAUUUUAAAAUGAUAAAUUCAUUCAACAAUUAGCUUUAUAAAAGUAUGUUUCAUUUCAUUGGAGACUCUAAUAAAAUAUUAACUGCAGUCUUUCGUGAGUAUUUAUGUUUAUCAUAAAUUUCAUAAAAUUUCAAUUUAACAUUUUUUCUGUUCUGAUAACUAUUAAACACAGUUUUGAUUUGAUAUAUUCAAGAAGUAAAUUGAACAGUGUUUAUGCUGAUAUGUAUAUAGGUGCACUUGAUAUUUGUUAUAUAAAUCUGUUCUGCUAAAGUUGUAGUUGAUCCCCAAUCUGGUUAGCCUAAAAUAGAUUAUCACUACUGUACUGAUUUACAGGAUUACCAACUUAAGCCAAAUUCAAACCCCAGUUGAGAUCCUCUGAGAUUCAUGAUUAUUGACUGUAACUUUGGUUUGCAUUAUUUUCUUUGAAUGCUGUUAAUGUUUUCCUGGCAAUACUUGAGGAUAGCCACUCCAUUUUAUAUAUAUGAUUGUGAGGUGGAAAUAUUGUGCUUCAGGGGUCACAUACGCCUACACAACUGUGCACCAGUAAAAAGUAAUUAAAUGCAAUUGUGGUGGAA
Rhincodon typus (whale shark) is the source of this 1400-nucleotide messenger RNA. RefSeq names its product MORN repeat containing 5 (gene morn5). The coding region runs from base 88 to 708 and encodes 206 amino acids. The record is from RefSeq and is a predicted model, not a curated record. NCBI's taxonomy places the organism in Eukaryota, Metazoa, Chordata, Chondrichthyes, Orectolobiformes, Rhincodontidae. The transcript is spliced from 6 exons.